AUGGAAAAUUCUGACAAGACUCCUGUUUAUCCUGUAAUUCCAAAUACAACUACACAACAAACUACAGUUAAUGAUACAUUACCAACAUAUAAUCAGGCAACAUCUUAUCCACAAACAAAUAUUAAUAAUCUUCAACCUAUAAAUAAUGGAUAUCCACAAGGUGGAUAUAUUGGAAAUCCAAGAAUUGUUACUGUAACACAACCAAAUACCUGUGUUGUUGGAACACAUUGUCAUGAAGCAUGUCGUGAAGAACGUAGAAUACGCCGCCGAAGGAAAGCAAUUAUUUCUUUUACCACUUUUAUACUUUGUUUAAUUAUUUUUUGUAUAAUAUUCUUUUCAACAAGAAGUACUUAA
This is a messenger RNA of Strongyloides ratti, 354 nucleotides long. RefSeq lists its product as hypothetical. The transcript has a single exon. The record is from RefSeq and is a predicted model, not a curated record. The coding region runs from base 1 to 354 and encodes 117 amino acids. NCBI's taxonomy places the organism in Eukaryota, Metazoa, Nematoda, Chromadorea, Rhabditida, Strongyloididae.